ACACCUACAGUUUUCAUUAAUCAUAUAAAAUGAGUGACAAGAGCAGUGAAACAAUCUUCGUAAUAUCCGAGCAAGAUGCCAUUGAAAUCUUUAAGAAAUGCAAACAAAUUAAUAAAGACGUCGUAUUUAAAAGUUACAGCCUACGUAGAGCUAGUGAAAAGAUGUUGGGAUUCCUGUCAGAUUAUUGGAAACUCGAGAUUCUAAUCAUUAAUAGUAACAACCAAAUUCAAUCCAUGAAUUUUUUUAUAAAAUCAAUGUGUAAAUCAAACGCAUCGAAAGCAAAAAUGGUUAAAGAUAUGAAACUGUUUGACAAAGAAAUAACAUUUUACGUUUUCAUAAAAGACAAGAUUAAUUUACUGGAUGUUGCUCCCUGGAGUGCUAACCUUGUGAUGGCACUCAAUGACGCAAUGGUUUUCGAAGAUUUAAAUUUCCUUCAAUAUAGAACACGAAAUAAACACGAAACGUUUGACGAACAACAUAUCCUACUGGCUUUACAAGCGUUAGCUCGAUUCCAUGCUGGGUCAUUAGUUUAUGAGGAGAAGAGACGUAAACAGUUAAAAAAAAACUACAUUAUAAAUGACGAACAUGAGGAAGAUCUCAACAGAGGAGGUUAUGUAAAAUCCGAUCCAUGGUUUAUGCAGUGCAUGAAUGGUGCAUUAGAAGCUAUCAAAUGCUACUCUAAAUAUAAUAAGGACGUAAAAACUCUUAAAGAGAUCGAAAAUAGAUGGACACAAGUUUGGGAUGAAGCUCUUGAUCUUAGCCACUUCUCAUUUGAGUAUCGUAAUGUAAUUUGCCACCGUGAUUUGUGGAAUAAUAAUAUUCUGUUUUCUUAUAAAGAAGUUAGUGAAAAGUUUGUACCUGAAAAUUGCGUGCUGGUAGAUUUUCAAGCUGUGACAUCUCAACCGCCUGCAGGCGAUGUCAUGUUUCUUCUAUACUGUAACUUAGAUCCUAAAUUUCGCAAAAGCAAUAUGACAAAAUUUUUGAAUUAUUAUUAUCAAGAGUUACAAGAUAUCCUUUGUCGUAACUUUGUAAAAAUUGGAGAUAUUAUGUCUUUUGAACAGUUUUUACGCUCCUGUGAAAAGUAUGAAUUGUGGGGACUAGUAGCAACUGCAUGUCUUGUACCACAGUUUUGGGUAAACGAUGAACUUAUGAUAAAACUUUUCAGUGAUACUGUUAGCUUUGGAGAGAUACUCACCAAAGAUAAAGGAUCUUUUAUCAAGAAAAUGAUGGAAACUAAUGAUGAUUAUAAAUAUAAAGUAAUGCAGGUGUUUGAAGAGAUUGUUGAUAUUUAUUGUCUCGAUAAAAUAGACGAGUAACAAAAUCUAAUAUUUUCUAUUAACCAGCAUUUUUUUUUCAAAUAAUGAUUAAUAAAAUAUAUUUAAAAGAAACUAAUUUCAUUAUUGUCUAAGAUUGUCUUUGCAUUACGAGGGAUUACUGGAUUAGUUUCACACAAAUCAUUAGCACGCGAUGAGUUUAAGUGUUAAUCGAUACAUAAGCCUAAAACCAAAGAAUAAAAUUAUAUAAAUUUAUUUUUAAGUCUUCCCAAGUCUUAAUUUCUGUUCAGUGCAAACUUGUUGACCAAGCUAGCCUUCAGCACCUAAAUGUAAAAGUUCAGUUCAUUCUUAAAUUCUUCAAAGUUCUUAAAGACUUCAUUUUCCGCUAGUCGCGUCAUCCAGGAGUCAAGACUUGUAUGAAUCUCGCCGGUCAUAAUUUGUCAAUGAAUUGUUUUUGACAGAUACGUAACGUGAAGGAGACAUCCCUGGCAUCCCCUGUAUAUAAAUAUUUAUUUAUUUAUUAAAUUCUUAACUUGUAUA
This is a messenger RNA of Pararge aegeria (speckled wood butterfly), 1814 nucleotides long. RefSeq lists its product as uncharacterized. Lineage: Eukaryota; Metazoa; Arthropoda; Insecta; Lepidoptera; Nymphalidae. The coding region runs from base 30 to 1316 and encodes 428 amino acids. The transcript is spliced from 2 exons. The record is from RefSeq and is a predicted model, not a curated record.